CUGCUGCCUCUGUAUUCUUCUCGCUGUGCAAUUCACACACAAAAAACCAUGGCUUCCAACAAUGCCCAUCCUCCCACCGGCAACGGCCUCAUCGUCAGCUUCGGCGAGAUGCUCAUCGACUUUGUCCCCACCGUCUCCGGCGUUUCCCUCUCCGAGGCUCCCGGCUUCCUCAAAGCUCCCGGCGGGGCCCCCGCCAACGUCGCCAUCGCCGUCUCUAGACUCGGCGGCAAAGCAGCCUUCGUCGGCAAGCUCGGCGACGACGAGUUCGGCCACAUGCUAGCCGGAAUCUUGAAGGAAAACGACGUCAGGGCCGACGGCAUCAACUUCGACCAAGGCGCGCGCACUGCACUGGCCUUCGUAACACUACGCGCCGACGGCGAGCGUGAAUUCAUGUUCUACAGAAACCCCAGCGCUGACAUGCUUCUCACGCCCGAAGAUCUCAAUCUUGAACUCAUCAGAUCUGCAAAAGUGUUCCAUUAUGGAUCAAUAAGCUUGAUCGUGGAGCCAUGUAGGUCGGCACACCUGAAGGCAAUGGAAGUUGCGAAGGAAGCAGGGUGCCUUCUCUCUUAUGAUCCAAACCUGAGACUUCCCUUGUGGCCCUCACCCGAGGAAGCGCGUCAGCAAAUACUUAGUAUAUGGGACAAGGCUGAUGUGAUCAAGGUCAGUGAUGUGGAGCUUGAAUUCCUAACUGGAAGUGAUAAAAUUGAUGAUGCUUCUGCGCUCUCCCUGUGGCACCCCAAUUUGAAGUUACUCCUUGUCACUCUUGGUGAACAUGGUUCCAGAUACUAUACCAAGAAUUUCCAUGGAUCAGUGGAGGCUUUUCAUGUCAAUACAAUUGACACAACUGGCGCUGGUGAUUCCUUUGUUGGUGCUCUAUUAUGCAAAAUUGUGGAUGAUCAAUCCAUACUUGAGGAUGAAUCAAGGUUAAAGGAGGUACUCAAGUUUGCAAAUGCAUGUGGAGCAAUUACAACCACUAAAAAGGGAGCAAUUCCCGCUCUUCCCACAGAGGCUGAUGCCCUCAACCUGAUCAAAGGGGCAUAGAAAUUUAGUACUAGUUCUUUUGGUUUUCUUUUUUUAUAUAUUUUCAUCUUUUUCACUUUUCCGAUGGGGAGUUGCUUGCUAUCAAUUUAAGAUGGAUUUUAUAUCCUGGUUUUCUUAAAUUUGUUGUUUUCCUUUUUUUUCUCCUUAUUAACAGUCAUGUCAUAUGAUUUUGGCUUUCGCCAAAUGUUUACUUUCAAAUUUUGAG
Abrus precatorius (Indian licorice) is the source of this 1246-nucleotide messenger RNA. RefSeq names its product fructokinase-2-like. The record is from RefSeq and is a predicted model, not a curated record. Gene Ontology annotation, biological process: fructose metabolic process. Gene Ontology annotation, molecular function: fructokinase activity. Gene Ontology annotation, cellular component: cytosol. The transcript is spliced from 4 exons. The coding region runs from base 49 to 1041 and encodes 330 amino acids. NCBI's taxonomy places the organism in Eukaryota, Viridiplantae, Streptophyta, Magnoliopsida, Fabales, Fabaceae.